AUGCAGAUUUUGCGGGAGGAGAACGCCAUCCUAAGGUGGAAGGAAGAAGGAAUCCCGUCGACACCUACCGUACCCGACCCUAACAGGUUGAGUCGGGUGCAGCAGCACCGGGAUGUCGAACGGGUGGAGAGUCGUCUUCCACCUACAGGACACGAGCAAUCACAGCCAGCUCGGGUCGAAAAGACGCAGGCUUCAAGGGGAAAUCCGUCGCACACGGUGGCGGAGAGCUCGAGAGCAAACGAUGGGGGCCGCCCAUCGCGCCAACCGAUCCCCGCGUCGGGGUCCUCCCCCUUUACAUCGUAUAUUCUGGAGACGCCGCUGCCGGAGAAGUGGAAAAUGCCGACAUUUGACAAGUACGACGGCACGACCAACCCAGACAAUCACAUACGAGUCUUCAUGCAUCAAAUGAUGUUCCACGCAGUUAGCGACCCCAUCUGGUGCCGUGUUUUCUCGACCUCUCUGACGGGGGAGGCGUUAGAGUGGUUUUUCGAGCUGUCGGCCGGCAGUAUCGACUCUUUUGCCACAUUGAAGGCAAGGUUCAGCACACAAUUCGCGCCCCUGAAAUCGGCCAUUCUGACGGUCGACAAUCUGGUGAACAUCCGACAGGAAGAUGGGGAAUCGCUGAGGAGUUAUCUCGAUCGGUACAAUCGGAUGUCGGUCAAGAUAAAGGAUCUCGGCGACGAAAUCGCUCGUCAUCACUUCUCAUAUGGGCUCCAGCCGGGAGUUUUCGCGGACAAGAUAAGCCGCAAGAAGUCGAAGACGAUGGAGGAGAUGAGGAAGCGGGCGGCCAAGUUCAUACAGAUGGAGGAUAUGCAGGAGUUCAGGGUGAAGAAGAGGGAAAAGGAAGAUGUCGCACUCCCGAAGCCGACCGCACCUCGGCCGAACAAAGUCCCAGCUCGGCCCAGCGAAAGGAAGCCACCUAAGUUCACGACGUAUACUCCGCUGGUCGUUCCUAGGGCCAGGAUUCUGCAAGAGGCCUUUAGCGCCGAUUCACUUCCAGCAGUCAGGAAGAAGCCCCCUCUGCCCAAUGCUGACGGUAGUAAACACUGCCAAUACCACCGCAUGAUCGGGCACACCACCGAAGAGUGCCACACGCUCCGUGACAAAAUAGAAGAGCUCAUUCGGCAGGGGCACUUGAAGAAGUACAUUCGACAAGAUCGUCCCCCACAGAGCCCGGUGAGGAACAGAAGCCCGAUGAGGAGGUGCGAGAACUCUUAA
This is a messenger RNA of Vigna unguiculata (cowpea), 1218 nucleotides long. RefSeq lists its product as uncharacterized. NCBI's taxonomy places the organism in Eukaryota, Viridiplantae, Streptophyta, Magnoliopsida, Fabales, Fabaceae. The record is from RefSeq and is a predicted model, not a curated record.